Molecule: messenger RNA, 1455 nt
Organism: Penicillium maclennaniae
Lineage: Eukaryota; Fungi; Ascomycota; Eurotiomycetes; Eurotiales; Aspergillaceae
Product: flavin-containing monooxygenase
Exons: 4
Coding region: 1-1455 (484 amino acids)
Molecular function (GO): NADP binding; N,N-dimethylaniline monooxygenase activity; flavin adenine dinucleotide binding
Source: RefSeq, a predicted model, not a curated record
AUGUUCUUCUUUGAGACAGCCUGUGGAAGGGGCUCGGGUAUGCUGCGCCUGACGGAAGAUCCAUGCGAUGGGAAGUGGAAGGCGUACGCGGUUUAUACAUCGCUACAGGAAUUGAAAGGAUUCGAGGAGCCGUUGGGACCUAGACGCCCCGCAGGCACAACCGAGUCGAUGCCGGGCGGAUUGGCGGGAGGGACUUGGAUCGAAAGGAGGGAGCGACAGAAAGAAUUCCCGGAUUCGGAGCCGAGAGUCUUAGUCGUUGGAGCUGGCCAGGCUGGUCUGAACAUGGGUGCUCGGUUGCAAAAUAUGGGUCUGUCGUGUUUGAUUGUUGACAGGAAUGAGCGCGUUGGGGAUAAUUGGCGAAAUCGGUACCGGACUCUAGUCACCCAUGACCCGGCGGAGUUCACGCAUAUGGCGUACCUGCCCUUCCCUUCAAACUGGCCUCAAUUCACUCCCAAAGAUAAACUCGGCGACUGGUUCGAGGCUUAUGCCAGCAUUAUGGAGUUGAACGUGUGGAUGAAGACGAGGAUCGUGUCUGCUGAGUAUAAUGCUGCCACUGCUGAAUGGAAUGUUGCUGUAACUCGUGGCAAUGGCGUCCAGCGUACCCUGCGCCCUCGUCAUGUCGUCUGGUGCACAGGACAUUCGGGCGAGGCGCGAGUCCCUCACUUCCCCGGACAGGACUCAUUCCAGGGCACAGUAUACCACGGCAGCCAACACCGAGAUGCAUCCGAAUCCGAUGUCCGUGGGAAGAAGGUGAUUGUCGUGGGAACCGGAAACAGUGGACAUGACAUCGCCCAAAAUUACUACGAGAACGGUGCAGAUGUGACCAUGCUUCAGCGUAACGGGACAUAUGUCCUCACCGCUGAUAAAGGCGUCUUCAUGAUGCACGAGGGAAUGCACGAGGAUGGCGGUCCCCCAACCGAAGAAUGUGACAUCGUCUCCGAGAGUCUUCCCUUUCCCGUUCAAUUCGCGCUCAGCGUACACAUGACGAAGCGAAUCGCAGACGCCGAGAAAGAAACCCUCGAUGGCCUUCGCGGAGCCGGGUUCCAACUCGAUUUUGGCCCCGACGGUGCGGGUAUUGCUCGCGCAUACUACACUGCAGGUGGUGGCUAUUACAUUGACGUCGGAUGUAGCCAGCUCAUCAUCGAUGGCAAGAUCAAGGUCAAGCACAGCCCCAAGGGAAUUGACGGUUUCGGAGAGAGAGAGUUGCGUCUUGCAGAUGGCAGUUCUUUGCCCGCAGAGAUCAUCGUACUGGCCACCGGCUAUGACAACAUGCGCACUACUGUGAGGGAGGUGCUCGGCGAUAAGGUCGCUGAUCGAUGCGCGGACGUGUGGGAUCUGGAUCACGAAGGUGAGCUGCGUUCGAUGUGGCGGCCCAGUGGUCACCCGGGCUUCUGGGCUAUUGAGUCUGGUCUGUCUACUGGUGAUAGACAACAGCAGAGGACUACGAAGAUCUGA